AUGAAUUCAAUUCAGAAGAAGCGGAAGUCGACAAAUCAGUUGGAUACAGGGUGCGAAGCACCACCAUCAAAUAAAAAAGAAAGACCUUGGUAUGAUAACCAUGAGAAUGUAAUUGCUCCACCUCCUGAAAAAGAGAGAAGAAAAAGCUUGAUUGGUGGAUUUUUGAAGAAAUUAAGGAGCUCUUCAGCUCUUAAGGAUCGUAAUAAAGCUCAGUCUACUUCGAAAUUAUCAAGCUUCUUUGUCCCGGAAGCACAAGGGUCAGAUGUAUCUUGUCUCAGUGAAUCUAGCCAAGAUUCUGUAGAGAACUUGCCUCUUCCUUUCCACAAAAAUACUGAUCUUCUUCGCUUUGUUGAAAACUCUGAGAGAGAGCCGAGUGAGGUUUUUUCGAUGACUAACACUUCUGCUUCUUCAUUUGAUUCACGUAUGUCGUAUGAUGCGGUCUCUCUGUUAGCCACUCCUGCAAGGGGUGAGUUCAAUAGAGGACACAUCAGAUCCAGUUCACGAAGCAUGCCAGGAGAAUCUGAUCUUGUGAAUAGUUUAUGCAAUAGCGCUAUUCGACGUGCUGCAUCCUCGCUAUCUGACUCUCUCACAUCACCGAGUGGAUUCUUACGGCGAAGAUCCAUGAGACUCAUGCAUAAGAUGUCAGGAAGUAUGGCAGAUUUACCAGAAGAAAAAGACAUUGAUGAGUCGCCCCAUAACUCGGCCAACCAUACUAGCUGUACCACACCUUCCACUCCCAUUCUUGACAAAUCAAUGAUGCCUCCACCAUCUUCAAAGAGAAGCAGUACAAGAAAAUGGCUUAGUAGUUCUAAAUCAAAGGUUUUUGGUGGGGCUCGGCGCCGGUCGUCUUUGACUACCCCAACACCAAACAUAGAUUGUGUAUUAGCAACCCCUAACGGUAAUGAUGGAACUCCUGUUCGUCCAACUGUUACUUUACGUCGAACUACGCCGAGUUCUUCUAGUAUCCAGAAAAGAGUGUCUUCAGUACUCGGUUUUGUUUUGGAUCGGAGAGUUUCCGGAAGUAACCUCAGUGAGGUAGCGGGCAGUCAUAAUUUGAAACGAACGAAAACUGACACUGGGAAAGAGCGUCCAUCUAUACCUAGAGAUCGUCGUCAUAGUAAUAUUGAUACAAUGUCAAAUACUAGCAGUAUAGCUGAUAUAUCAUUUAAUACUAGUCGAAUAGGAAAAAUUAGGGAAGAAAAAUAUGCUAGACUUUUCUUGGAAAAAGUUGAUGUCUCAGAUUCUUCCGUAAUGGAUUUGCUUGAGAGUGAAGGCUUCGAUGCCAUCGUCGUUGACUGUAUAAUGGGCAGACCAGUCUCUGAAGCCGCAAAAUACUUACUAAAAAACGAAGAGGAUAUCAGAACAGAGUUGGCCACGCGAACAAGAAUCAACCCUGAUUUCGCAGCAGUUUAUCGACGAAUGGGAAAAUCAAGUUUGAUUGUGGUGAAUAGAAUGGAUCAGUGCUAUUCUGAGGAUUCGGGCCUCGAUCGUAUGGUUCGAAAUGGUAUUGGUUGUGGUUUGAAAGAAGCAUUUGCCGAUCCUACCAUCAGAACAGUGUUAUUGUAUCCUAUGUUCUGUCGAUCAGCUAAAGAAUGGGACAGCGGAAUAUCUUGCAUUGGAGCAAUGCUACAAAUAAUAGAGAAAGCGAUAUCUUGGAAUACCAUGACCGAUGAAUUUCAAAAAGCAACAUUGGCUGGAGUAACAGCAGAAAACAGCAGCAAGAUACGAGAGAGUUUUGUGAAGUUUCAAGAGGAAAAAAUAAAUCCCAAACUGAAUGAUACACAGAACGAGAGUGCCAUAUUUCCUAUAACUGAAGCUCAUGUCUGA
Auanema sp. JU1783 is the source of this 1827-nucleotide messenger RNA. The record is from the annotation of a GenBank genome assembly. NCBI's taxonomy places the organism in Eukaryota, Metazoa, Nematoda, Chromadorea, Rhabditida, Rhabditidae.